ACCAGCGACCGAAUGGCUGACUUUGAGAGCGGGUCCAUUAAGAAUGAAGAGGAGACCAAGGAGGUGCCGGUGCCGCUGGAGGACACGACUGUGUCCGACAGCCUGGAGCAGAUGAAGGCCGUGUACAACAACUUCCUGUCCAACUCCUACUGGUCCAACCUCAACCUCAACCUGCACCAGCCCUCGUCGGAGAACAACGGCAGCAGUAGCAGCAGCAGCAGUAGCAGCAGCAGCUGCGGCAGCGGCAGCUUCGACUGGCACCAGAGCGCCAUGGCCAAGACCCUGCAGCAGGUGUCACAGAGCCGCAUGCUGCCGGAGCCCAGCCUCUUCAGCACAGUACAGCUGUACCGGCAGAGCAGCAAACUCUACGGCUCCAUCUUCACCGGCGCCAGCAAGUUCCGCUGCAAAGACUGCAGCGCCGCCUACGACACGCUGGUGGAGCUGACGGUGCACAUGAACGAGACCGGCCACUACCGAGAUGACAACCACGAGACCGACAAUAACAACCCCAGGCGCUGGUCCAAGCCCCGCAAGCGUUCCUUGCUGGAGAUGGAAGGCAAGGAAGACGCCCAGAAGGUGUUGAAGUGCAUGUACUGUGGCCAUUCCUUUGAGUCCCUGCAAGACCUGAGCGUCCACAUGAUCAAAACGAAACACUACCAAAAAGUGCCUCUGAAGGAGCCUGUCACUCCCGUCGCAGCCAAAAUCAUCCCCACCCGGAAGAAGGCUCCGCUGGAGCUCGAGCUGCCCAGCUCCCCGGACUCCACGGGCGGCACUCCCAAAGCCCCCGCGGCGGACGCCAACGACGCGCUUCAGAAGAACUCCAACCCUUACAUCACGCCAAAUAACCGCUAUGGCCACCAGAACGGGGCCAGCUACGCGUGGCACUUCGAGGCGCGCAAGUCGCAGAUCCUCAAGUGCAUGGAGUGUGGCAGCUCCCACGACACGCUGCAGGAGCUCACGGCGCACAUGAUGGUCACCGGCCACUUCAUCAAGGUCACCAACUCGGCCAUGAAGAAGGGAAAGCCCAUCAUGGAGACGCCUGUCACGCCCUCCGUCGCCACCCUGCUGGAUGAGAAGGUGCAGUCCGUGCCCCUGGCGGCCACCACCUUCACGUCCCCCUCCAACACCCCCGCCAGCAUCUCGCCCAAGCUGAACGUGGUGGAGGUCAAGAAGGAAGUGGACAAGGACAAGGCGGGCACCCCAGAGGAAAAGCCCAAGGAGAAGGAAAAGGCGAGUGAGGAGGAGGAGAAAUACGACAUCUCCUCCAAGUACCAUUACUUGACCGAGAACGACCUGGAAGAGAGCCCCAAAGGGGGCCUCGAUAUCCUCAAGUCCCUGGAGAACACCGUGACAUCCGCCAUCAACAAAGCCCAGAAUGGCACCCCGAGCUGGGGGGGCUACCCCAGCAUCCACGCUGCCUAUCAGCUCCCCAACAUGAUGAAACUGUCUCUGGGCUCGGCGGCGGGCAAGGGCACGCCCCUGAAACCCAUGUUUGGCAACAGCGAACUCGUGUCCCCCACCAAGAGCCAGAACCUGGUCUCUCCGCCCAGCAGCCAGACCUCCCCCAUGCCCAAGACCAACUUCCACGCUAUGGAGGAGCUGGUGAAAAAAGUCACCGAGAAGGUGGCCAAGGUCGAGGAGAAGAUGAAGGAGCCGGAGGGCAAGCUGUCCCCGCCCAAGCGGGCCACGCCUUCUCCGUGCAGCAGCGAGCUCAGCGAGCCUGUCAAGCUGGAGGCAGCCAGCGACGGGGGCUUCAAGAGCCAGGACAGCAGCAGCCCCAGCCCCCCACGGGAGGGCACCAAGGAGGGCAGUCCCAGGGCCGAGCCCGUGGAGAACGGCAAGGCCCUGGGGCAGCCCCUCGCCGGAGGUCUGAGUGGCAGUACCGCCAUCAUCACGGACCACCCGCCCGAGCAGCCCUUUGUGAACCCUCUGAGUGCCCUGCAGUCGGUCAUGAACAUCCACCUGGGCAAGGCGGCCAAGCCCUCGCUGCCCGCGCUAGACCCCAUGAGCAUGCUCUUCAAGAUGAGCAACAGCCUGGCCGAGAAGGCGGCCGUGGCCACCCCACCGCCCCUGCAGGCCAAGAAGGCGGAUCACCUGGACCGCUAUUUCUACCACGUGAGCAACGAUCAACCCAUAGACCUGACCAAAGGCAAGGGUGACAAGGGCUGCCCUUUGGGGUCGACGGCCGCCGCCGCUGUGGUGUCCUUCAUGUCCAACUCGCCGCUGCGUGAGAACGCCUUGUCGGACAUAUCCGACAUGCUCAAGAACUUGACCGAGAGCCACACGUCGAAGUCGUCCACGCCCUCCAGCAUCUCUGAGAAGUCCGACCUCGAUGGGGCCACUCUGGAGGAGGCCGAGGAGGCGACGCCAGCGCAGAAGAGGAAGGGCCGCCAGUCCAACUGGAACCCCCAGCACCUGCUCAUCCUCCAGGCCCAGUUUGCCGCCAGCUUGCGACAGACCUCAGAAGGCAAGUACAUCAUGUCCGACCUGAGCCCCCAGGAGCGGAUGCACAUCUCCCGGUUCACUGGUCUCUCUAUGACCACCAUCAGCCACUGGCUGGCCAAUGUGAAAUACCAGCUCCGAAGGACAGGUGGAACAAAGUUCCUCAAGAACCUGGACACAGGCCAUCCCGUGUUCUUUUGUAACGACUGUGCGUCCCAAAUCAGGACUCCCUCCACAUAUAUCAGCCACCUGGAGUCACACCUGGGCUUCCGGCUCCGGGACUUAUCCAAACUCUCCAGCGAACAGAUUAGCAAUCAGAUAGCACAAACCAAGUCGCCGUCAGAAAAACUGGUGACGUCCUCCCCAGAGGAGGACCUGGGGACCUCUUACCAGUGCAAGCUCUGCAACCGGACCUUUGCCAGUAAACAUGCGGUGAAACUUCACCUUAGCAAAACGCACGGGAAGUCGCCCGAAGACCACCUCCUGUAUGUGUCCGAGCUGGAGAAGCAGUAG
Messenger RNA from Ochotona curzoniae (black-lipped pika), 2955 nucleotides. It is a transcript of the gene TSHZ3, whose product is annotated as teashirt zinc finger homeobox 3. The record is from RefSeq and is a predicted model, not a curated record. Gene Ontology annotation, molecular function: DNA binding; DNA-binding transcription factor activity, RNA polymerase II-specific. Gene Ontology annotation, cellular component: nucleus. NCBI's taxonomy places the organism in Eukaryota, Metazoa, Chordata, Mammalia, Lagomorpha, Ochotonidae. The transcript has 2 exons. Gene Ontology annotation, biological process: regulation of transcription by RNA polymerase II. The coding region runs from base 13 to 2955 and encodes 980 amino acids.